UUUGAUCUUCAUCUUAACUGUAUCCCAAGAGGCAAGAAGAUCAUCUGGGAAAGUUAAAAAAUGAAUCUUUUUCAAGAAUUCUUUGUUACUGCUAUGGUAAUACUUAUAUUUUCUUGUAUAAUUGUUAAAUUUGUUUCUGCUGCAGUGUCAAAAGAUGGAAGGGUUGAUAAAGAGAAAAUUGUUGUGGAGGAAGUCAAGAUUUCAAAAGGGUUGAUUGUUAGGAGUAGGAAAAGUAAGAAAAGAGUCAAAUUUGUUGAAGAAGGAGUUGUUGGAAAUGUUGAUCGUGUAGAAAGAGAAAUACCCAAUAAAGAUGGGAUUGAAGGGUUUGUUGAGAAAAAAAUUGAGGGUGUUUUGAGGAAAGGUGAAGACUUUAAGGGAGAGAAGGGUUUUGGGAAUCUUGAUUUGGUUGAGCAUUGUGGUGGUGAAAGGGAGGUGGAAAUUGAGGGUGUUUUGAAGAAAGGUGAUGACUUUAAGGGAGAGAAGGUUUGUGAGAGUCUUGAGUUGAUUGAGCAAUGUGGUGGUGAAAGGGAGGUGAGUGAUGUUCAUGAUGAUGCAGAUGUAUGUGGAAAAAUUGGGUUGGUGGAGGAAAAGGAUGAAGUUAAGAAAAUUGAGGGUGUUUUAAAGAAAGGUGAGGACUUUACGGGCGAAAAGGUUUAUGAAAAUCUUGAUUUGACUGAGCAUUGUGGUGGUGAAAGGGAGAUGAGUGAUGGUCAUGAUGAUGCAGAUAUGUGUGGAAAAAUUGGGUUGAUGGAGGAAAAGGAUGAGGUUAAGAAGAUUGAUGAGUUGCUUGUUGUGAAGGAGAAAGAUACCGCGAAUGCUGUGGUUGUUGAUGAAGCCAAAGUAGGUGAAAAUGAGGUGGUUGAGGUAGGAGGAGGGUUGAGUAAAGGGGAUGAUGAGAAGACGGAUAAGAUGGCGAUGGAUGAAGAUAGUGAUGAUGAUUGGGAGGGAAUUGAGAGGAGUGAAUUGGAGGAGGAAUUUGUAAAAGCUGUAAACUUUGUGGAUGGGGGAAAUGGAAAGAAUAGCAGUAUGGAGAAUUUGGGGAGUGAAUUGAUGAUGCAAUUGUAUGGACUCCAGAAAAUUGCAAUGGAAGGACCUUGUCAUGAACCUCAACCAAUGGCAUUGAAAGUCUACGCCCGCGCCAAAUGGAAUGCGUGGCAGAAAAUGGGAAGCAUGAAUCAGGAAGUGGCUAUGGAGCAGUAUAUUAAGCUUUUGUCGGACCAUGUUCCCGAAUGGACACAUCAUAGUAAGGAUGAUUGUGAAGUAGGGUCUUCAGAAACUAAAAUGCAUGGAGAUCCAGAUCCCAUUUCAGAUUCUUCUAAUGAUACAGGCAAAGAUGAAAGGACACAUGAAAUGAACCGUGCUGCAGAAGGAGAUGAAGGUGAAAAGGAAUAAGAAUGAGAAGAACUCACCAGCAGGCAUACUGCAAGUUCUGCUUCAAGAAUUUGAGGUCCUUGCAGCUCAUAACACAACUUGGUUCUCCCUAAUGUUCCCUUAUCAGAUUAUUAUGCAUCUACUCUGCAUAUGUAUAUAGUUAUUUCCGCUAAAUAAAAACGACACUAUAUUUAGAUAAACAAUGAUCUCAUUGUUUCAGUGACUUUUUAUUAUAUGAAGUGAAUAAUAAUCUCUUUGGUUAUUAUUAUUAU
Molecule: messenger RNA, 1643 nt
Organism: Solanum verrucosum
Lineage: Eukaryota; Viridiplantae; Streptophyta; Magnoliopsida; Solanales; Solanaceae
Product: acyl-CoA-binding domain-containing protein 3
Exons: 5
Coding region: 61-1392 (443 amino acids)
Biological process (GO): fatty acid metabolic process
Molecular function (GO): fatty-acyl-CoA binding
Source: RefSeq, a predicted model, not a curated record